Phytophthora nicotianae INRA-310 is the source of this 4254-nucleotide messenger RNA. RefSeq lists its product as hypothetical. NCBI's taxonomy places the organism in Eukaryota, Oomycota, Peronosporomycetes, Peronosporales, Peronosporaceae. Gene Ontology annotation, biological process: regulation of gene expression. Gene Ontology annotation, molecular function: mRNA binding. The coding region runs from base 104 to 4054 and encodes 1316 amino acids. The transcript has a single exon. Gene Ontology annotation, cellular component: nucleus; cytoplasm. The record is from RefSeq and is a predicted model, not a curated record.
AUUCAUUUCUACGGCGGCGGUUUACGUGUCCUCGAUCCUUAUCAUUCGUGAAAAAGAUCCCGCCCUACCCAAGUGUCCCCUUUGUCCUGCCCGCUUGUCCGCCAUGUCCACGCUCAGCGACGCCGAGAUGCUCCAGCAGAUGCAGCAGCGUCUGGAGAGUGUAACCGCUGCCAAAGCGGCCAAUGCGGCGGCCGGCAAGCAGCUGGACGAGAAGCUGCGUGUGGCCUUCAAGAACCCUCCGCGUCGCCCCAACAUGUCGGCGGAGCGUCUCAAGGAGGAGAUGGAGCAGAAGGAAUGGCACCGCAACACCACGUCCAUGUCGGCCGGCGACGAGCGUGUACUGUUGCGCGAGUUGCAGCAACUUAAGGACAAGUUGGCGCAACAGGAGGCCUGCGAGGAGUUUCAAGCCAUGAUCGACCGCACGCGCCAGGAGCGUCAGGAGCGCUUCGAGCAACAUAAGGAAUACGAAGCCACGCUGCAGCAAUUACAGCAGGGUAUCCGUAAACUCAAGCUCGCAGCGCAUAUCAACAAGCCCGUGGUGGACUUCGUUACCGUCGAGGUGACGGUACCUGCGGACAAGAUGGGUGCAGUCAUUGGCAAGCAGUUCGCCCACGUGCACCAGAUGGAGAAGGAGUGCUGCGCUAUGAUCGAGGUGGACAAUAAGCUGAAUACCGUCAAGAUCACGAGCGCCCCGGAGCAGGUGCAGGCGGCCAAAGUAGCCAUCGAGGACAUCACUCUGGCUACCACUCACUCCAUUGGCCUGCAUCCUGACUCGGUCAAGGUGCUCAUGUUCCAGCAAGCCAAGCAUCUGCACGAGUUGGAGAAGUCGCUCAAGCUCAAGAUCGACAUUAGUAGGACGGACGGCAUCUUGACCGUGCAGGCCUCGCCAGACAAGGCCAAGCAGCUCAAAAAGGCCAUUAACGACUUGACAGCUGGUAAAGUGGACAUCUUGCUGCCGUCGGAAGUUGUCCCGAAGCUGAUCGGCAAGAAAGGAGAGACGAUCAACCAGUUGAUGGAGGACACGGGGGCAUUGGUGGACAUUGACAAGGUGACCAACAACGUGCGGCUUGUGGGCACGAAGGAGAGUGUGGCUAGUGCGGAGAAGUUCGUCCGUGAGCUCAUUAACGAGCAGUCGCAACGUGAGAAGAACUUUACACCGGAAGACAGGGAUUUAUUCAAGGGUCCAGAGUUCUCCAAGUACAAGUUCGAGUUUUUCGCCGAGUUCCUCAUGGCCGACAAGGCCAAGCAACUGCGUCUGUUACGUACAGAUGCGGCCGAGGCUCGGAUCAAGGUGUUCAAGAAGGAGCGUCGCAUUCACGUACUGGGCAACAAGAAGCAGAUCGACGCGAUGGACGAUGCGCUUCGUGAACGUCUGAAAGAGUUCGAGCAGCACCACUGGGUGCACGAGGUGGUCGACAAUCACUUGCUGAGCCUCAUUAUUGGCAAGAAAGGCAGCAAGAUCAAGGAGAUUGAAAGCGAAGGCAAGGAAGGCAACGUACGCAUCGAUAUCCAGGACACGUACGUCUGCGUGUUCGGUGACGAUGAUGAAGCGAUCGGCAAUGCCAAGGCGAAGAUCAUGGAGAUCGUGGACAACAACCAGCGCUCGGUCUUCGUGACGUCGCGCUACUUGAUCGCUGUCUUGAUGGCCUCCAAGCGCGAGAAGCUGUCGGAAAUCGAAGCUAACAGCGGCUGCAAGUUGCAUCUGCCCCCUCCGCCUCGUGAAGGAGCCGCUCGGAGUAGCGACAGUGAGUCGGAUCAGAUCAAGAUCUCGCUCACUGGUUCACUGGAGUCUAUUCACAAGGCGAAGGAGCAACUGGAAGAACUGGACGAGGCUCAUCACGUGCGAUACCUGCCACUGGAUGACGACGAAAUUCCGACUGUGAUCGGUAAGAAGGGAGAGACUGUGUCGGAACUUGAGAGCAAGAGUGGAGCCAAGGUCCGCGUGCUGCGUGGAACGGGUGGCCAACCUUCUGAGCUCGAAAUGAUUGGCACAGAAGAGCAACUCAAGACGGUGCAGGAAGCUGUCGAUGAGCUCUUACAGACGCAGAACCGCCAACUUCUUCAGCUGGAUGCGUUUGCAACGGGUUGUUUGAUCGGUAAGAAGGGCGAGCGCAUCAAAUCGAUGCGUCUGGCUCAUCCAGAGGCCACGCUGGAUGCAUUCCCGAACCGUGGCCAGGUCCGCGUCAAGGCUGCGUCCUCUGAAGCUCUCAAGGCCUGUGUUGACGACGUGCUGAAGACUUUACAGGAAACGCACGUGGUCGAGAGUGUCCAUGUACCUCGACAGGAACAACAGAGCAAUGCAGGAUUACCCCGCGGUGUCGCUGGACCAGUUCCAGCAAACUUUACCACGCUAUUGGAGAAGCACGAGGCGAUUGCAAUGCGUCUCCAGGAAUUGGAGGCUGAAGGAGGUGAAGGAAUGAGAGUGUCUAUACAGGACGACGGCAAGGUGGCGAAGAUCCGUGGUCCUGCCAUGGGAAUCGGCAAGAUCAAGAAGUUCUUGGAGAUGCUGGUGUCACCGGACUCUCACUUCGUGGAGACCAUUCCUUUGCCUUCCAUUUCGUUUGCCAGUGCACUGGAGGUUAAGGGAGAAGCUGCGAAGCUCAACGAUAACGCUUUGCGGAUCUGCAAGCAAACAGGAUGUGAGCUUCGCAUCAAGCGCUCACCGGCAGCUUCAGGCGCGACUGAGGAGGGGACGAUCCGCAUUGAGGGUACCAAUGCCUCUCAGGUGUACGAAGCCAAGGCGGAGGUGGAGACGGUGCUGCAGUUCUACUUCACGGAUUGCUUCCAGACUCUCGAAGACCUGCCUCCGUCCAUUGCGACACGUAUGUACGAACUGUUGCCCACUCUCCGCGCGAAGUACAACGUUGUGUUCUCGCUGCCCACCAAGACCAGCUUAAAGGUGUUCGCCGACUCCAAGAAGAACGCCCAGGAGAUCACACAGCAGCUCAAAAAGGACGUCGAAGCCUGGAAGAAGCAACACGUUGAACUGCCAAUUGCUGGUUGGCUUGUUCCCAUUCUCGUGGGUCGCAACGGCGAGACCAUCAAGAAAAUCAGCACAGACAGCAACGCUCGACUGGAUGUGAGCACUCCAUCGCCUUCUGGCUCUCGUCAUGAUGACCGUGUGCUUACUAUCAGCUCGAGGGACAACGAGGCUAUUAAACUUGCGACUGAGAAGGUUCAAGAACUGCUCACUCACAACAAGAACAUGUCCUCCGUUGUAGAUGUCAGCAAAAGCAAGCUGGAUGUGGCGCUAUCAGUCAAGAAGGACGCUGCCAAGGGCAUUCAGUUCCACGUAAUUGACGGCGAGAAGAAGGGAGAAUUGCAGGUUGUGGUGUACGGCGAAGACCACGAUGAACGCGAGCGGAUAGUGGAGAAGAUUGAGCAUCUUUUGGAGAUCUUCGUGGUCGAGACUAUCGCCCUUCCCACUACUGUGUCGCCAGCCUUCGCGAGCUCCAUGGUCGGCUCAUUAAUCGGCAAGAGUGGCGCCAAUAUUCGUGCUCUUCAAAAGCAAUUCUCAGACGUGAUGAUUGACAUUCGUCGUAGUGACAACUCGAUCACUCUAAAGGGGCCAACGGAUGAGGUUGCAAAGGUUCGCACUGUGAUGGAGGACAAGAUCCAGGAGCUACUGCGCAAUGAGGAGGAGUUCCAGCAGCGUCGCAGUAGUCGUUACCAGCAAGAGACUGAGGAGCAAGAAGAAGACAAGAAGAGUAGCGCUCGUGACGCUGAAGUUAGUGACGAAAACUCACAGCCGAACACGCAGCAACAGCGAAUGCCACCGAAGCGUGUUGGCCCUGUGGGUGGCACUCCAGCGAUGGGGGAAGUCAAGUUGACCAAGAAUCAGCGUCGACGCAUGCGUAAGCGCGCCGAGAACGAAAAGUCUGAUGUCUUGUCCAUGCUGGUAGGCAACGGCCAGGGAGAUUCGACCACGACGACAACGACGACUGUCAAGACCGUGACCAGCAACGGUGCUACGACUACCUCCACUACCACCACGACAAAGGGGAGCAAUGGUGGAUACUACCACUCGUCCAGUGGAUACUCGUUGCGCUUGUAAGUAGCUCGGCCAUUGUUAACCGUGUGCUUAUGUCAAAAUGCAGACGUGAAAUGUAUUGUGCCUUUCCAAAGUUUUGGCCAAUCUGACCUUUAAAGGCUGGUCCUAAGCAAGGGUGGGUAGGGCUAAAGGUUGGAUUUGAGGACGAACUGGAGUUGAAUUGCUAAGCCAGGCCACUAAAUAAAAUGAUAUUUCACCAAUAA